Messenger RNA from Ailuropoda melanoleuca (giant panda), 6148 nucleotides. RefSeq names its product Fas cell surface death receptor (gene FAS). The transcript is spliced from 9 exons. NCBI's taxonomy places the organism in Eukaryota, Metazoa, Chordata, Mammalia, Carnivora, Ursidae. The record is from RefSeq and is a predicted model, not a curated record. The coding region runs from base 212 to 1327 and encodes 371 amino acids. Gene Ontology annotation, molecular function: tumor necrosis factor receptor activity; protein binding. Gene Ontology annotation, biological process: necroptotic signaling pathway; regulation of stress-activated MAPK cascade; extrinsic apoptotic signaling pathway in absence of ligand. Gene Ontology annotation, cellular component: membrane raft; external side of plasma membrane; CD95 death-inducing signaling complex.
UCGCACGCACCCGUAAGGCGGUUCUGGGCCAGGGCGCUGGUACCUGCUGUCGGCGCGCACGCCGCCGCGCGCCUGCACUUGGCCUGGAAGCCCGGCCGCAGCCCCCUCCCUGGCAGAGUCCCCAGCGCACGACUGCCGGCGUGGUGGCCAGUCCCAGAGACUCGGUGCAUUUGAGUGCAGAAGCCCCCGAGAGCCCGUGGAUUUUCAUUUAAUGGGGACCGGCCCUGAGUUCCGCGCACCGUGCUGGGACCGUGUGUCAGCGGCGCGCCCGCCGCGGGCUGAGGGCGAUGCCUUCAUCCCCGUUUCACAGAGGGCCGGAUGGAGGCCGGCAAGCUCAAGUAGCAGCCGAGCUCCCGCAGCGCGUCUAAGUGGCAGAGCUGGGACUUCAGUUAGACCUAUUUCCAAAGUCCAGAUACUUACCUCCAUCGCCCGACCGUGGCCUAAAGGUGUCAAUGCUCAAGCAACUGCCAUCGAUUCCAGGCUGUUGAGAGUGCGGAAGAACAUUACCAUAAGGGAGACGGGGUGCCCGGAAGGCCUGCAUCGUGGGGACACGUUCUGCUGUCAGCCGUGUCCUCCUGGCACACGGAAAGAGGGCGACUGCAAGUCUGAGAGGGGUGAAUCAAUAUGUGUGCUCUGCCAGGAAGGGGUGGAGUACACGGAGGAGAAGCAUUUUUCUGAUAAAUGCAGAAGAUGCACACUUUGCGAUGGAGAGCAUGGCUUGGAAGUGGAAAAAAACUGUACCCGGACCCAGAAUACCAAGUGCAGGUGUAAACCAAACUUUUUUUGUAACGUCUCUGAAUGCGGACACUGUACCCCGUGCACCACGUGUGAACACGGAAUCCUUGAGAGUUGCACACCAACCAGCAAUACCAAAUGCAAAGAAGGAUCCAGCUCCAAAUUUCUGUGGUUUUGUGUCCUAAUCCCGAUUCUUAUAGCUGCACUAAUAUGUUGGUGGAUGUUAAGACGGCGCAGGAAGAAAAGCCAUGAAGUCCGUCGAUCCACAGGCUCAGCCACUGAAAUGAUGCCAAUAAAUUUUGCAGACAUCGACCUGAGUAAAUAUAUCACUAGUGUUUCUGAACAAAUGACAAUAACUCAAGUCAGAGAAUUUGUUCGGAAGAAUGGUAUCAACGAAGCCAAGAUAGAUGAGAUCAAGAAUGACAAUCUCCAAGACACAGCGGAACAGAAAGUCCAGUUGCUCCGUAAUUGGUAUCAACUCCACGGGAAGAAAGAUGCAUAUUGCAAUUUAAUUAGAGGCCUCAGAAAAGCCAAUUUUUGUGCACUAGCAGAGAGAAUUGAAGAAAUGAUCCAGAGGGACAUUACUAGCUAACUUGAAAAUGGAAACUUCAAACAUGAAAAUAGAAGACAAAGCUUGGCCAAAAGUGGAAAACAACUCGCUCCGUCCUGAGUAUAUACGAGUCAAUAGAAAGAAAAAGUAGUGUUUGAAUAAGUUCUGACCAGCUGUGGACCAUAAACGUUGCUUGGCUUUUUACAGGGUGUGCAUUUCAUCUGUUAGAUGUGUAGAGCUAAUCUGUUUACAGGUUCUGAAGGUCUCAGGAGUCUGACCUCAAGGAUGCCGGGAAGACAGACAGGGUUAAAAGUAAAAGCAAUGUCGCAGUAUGUGUGCAAGUUGCGUGCAAAGGACAAAAGACAAGGAGCAUGCUCUAGUGUCUAAGAGAGGUUGCGGGCAGGAGCGGAAUCGGCGUCUGGGAAUGCAAAUGUCUCCCCGCAGGUCGACUCCAUUCCAUGAGUCAACAGAAGCUGCGACUUUUUGUUGCAAUGUCACAAUCACUGGCAAGGCUACUUGGUUUCUGCAUGACCUCUCCAGCUCCACGAUGACUCCAGAGACUGCACGAUGUCUGUGAAUUUCGCAACUCCCAGAGGAGAGGAUCCGAGGCAAGCUCGCGUGUACAUCUGAGUGCAGAAUUUGAUAAGGGUCUAUCUCAAAGAUCUUUGCAAAUAUCGUUGGCAUUUCCGUGUGAAAUAUUUCAAUUUUGAAUUCACGCAGGAAAGCAGACUGACUUACAAGGCUUGGAUGUUUUCUACUCGGAUGCCAUUUUACUGGAUUGGGAUAAUCCACUUAUUUCUCAGGAAAGUCUUACUGGGGCUUUGUUGCCUCCCCGUUCUCUCUCUAGUAUGUCUCUUGAUUGUACAUCUUCACACCCAGAACUGCUGCCUAGCAAACACAUAAUGAUCCCCUAAAAGCCAGGGCUGCCUGUAGAAACCUCUAGCCUGUUUUGGAGAGACUACUGCUCUUUCAGAAGGUGGCUCUGUGGCAUAUCGGGAGCCCAGCAUCCCACCGAAGUUGACAAUGUAGACUCUUAUUUUGUCCUGUUCUUCCCAAAAUGCUCAGUCACCCCCCAUGUGACCUCUGUCACUACAAGGGCAGCUCAUACAUAGCAAGGGUGAAGUCAUCUCCAGGCUUUAGGGACGCCCUUGUUACUCCCUGUCGCUUCUGACACAAACAAGCCCCUCUCCCCUCUGCUCCUUCCUCCCCUUUUCCAUUUAAACACGUCUAAAAGUUUGUAUUAAAUAGGAAUCUUAAUAAAUACUAUUUUAUUUAUAUGGAUAUAAAUGGAAGACAGGUACAAACAAAAAAGGCAGAUAUUUAGAACCACCUAAUGGGCCUCCAUCGAUGGAAGGUAUUUUUUCCUUAUGUUUGGAAAUAUAAAAUAUUUCAUAAAAAUCACAUUUUGGGCAUUUCUGGUUAUCUCUUUUCUGGUGGGGCCUUGCUUUUUGUUUUUGUUUCCCUGUCCUCUAACUGUUGCUAAAUGUAACCCGGUUAUGAAUCUCUGAUUCUCUCUUGGGUCUCUCAGAAAGUACUUCCUUUCUAAAUCCCUCUUAGUAGUUACUUAAUUCCCUCCGUAGGAUGUUACUGCCAAGAACACCUCUCCCAAACAGCACACAAUUAUUUGUUAUUUGAUAUGUUACAACAGGAUUAUAUGUCAGGCACUGAACGUGGGUAAGAAAGUAAAUAUUUCAAAGGGUAGGUUUUAUUGGUAAGAAAGCUAAAUGGAGAUUUUGAAAAAUGCUCUUUCCUGCAUACUUUCCAUUCUGGCUACUUUGUGACCACUGGACUACCCCCCCUUUUUAAAUUUGAUUUUUUAAAAAUACUUUAUGUAUUUGAGAGAGGAAGAGCAGGAACAAGGGCAGAGACAGAGGGACAGGGACAAGCAGACACCCGUUCAGUGGGGAGCCUUUCCUGUGGCUCGAUCCCAGGACCCUGAGAUCAUGACCUGAGCCAAAGUCAGACGCUUAACUGACUGAGCCAGCCAGGUGCCCCAAAUUUAAUUUUAAUAAUAUAUUCUGUUUAACCCAUUAUUCCCGAAGUAUUCUCAUUUGAAGAUGUAAUCAAUAUAAAAACUACUAAUGAGAUAGUUUACAUUCAUUUUUUUCAUACGAAAGUCUUCCAAAUCUGGUCUGUACUUUAUUUAUACUUAAAGGCACAUCUUGGUUUGGACUAGCCAACGUUUAAAGGGUUCAGUAGCCACGUAUGGCUAGUGCUGCUGUUUCACGUAGCUCAGGUCAUGUCUCCGUGAGGGUAGGUCGAAAAGCCCUGGACCCCCUGGCUGGUUUAGCCCUGCUACUCCCCGGUCUGUUCAGCAGGGUCUCUUCAUUUUGAUUGGUUGGAACGUUGACAUCUUCCAUCCCUAUGUCAGUUUUAAGAAUUAUGCUGUUUACAGUGCCUGGGAGUUGGUCUUUGCCCAGCUCUUGGAGACUUCGCCCUGCACGUGCACACGGUGAUUGGCUCAAGACGCCAGAGAACCACUGUUCUGAUCUCUGGAGCUCCUGUUUCUGGGGAGCUCCCUUCUCUCCAGAACUCUGUACUGCAAAGCCUGGAGCCUCAGCCUUCCGAGCUCCAGUCUCUGCUCCUCAACUCACAGUGAUGACUGUGCCCUGCUUAGGGUGUCCCCGUGGGCUGGAAAGUGCCCCUGGGCAGAAAGUCUCAGUGCUCAUAGGACACACCUCAUUGGCUUCUCUCCCCUGAGAGAUCACAGUGUGGGCCACCUGUUGUCCAGUUUUCUAGUUGUAGACAGCGGAAAAGCAAGUCUGGUCCUCAUUAUCCUUCAUGGCCAGAAGCAGAAGCCUUACUUUGCAAGGUGAAGCCCAGGUAGAGAACAUCGCGUGCCCACUCAGUGCGUCCCAGCCAAGAACGCUGGGUUCCUUGGGGAGAGAGGGGGAAGCUGGAAAGGUCUUUGGUGUUGGUGUGAGGGCUCUUUCCCCCAGGAUUUCACCCGACCAUGACUGCUCACACAUCCAUAAUCACCUGAGCCAUGUUUCCUCCUUCUGGUGAACCCAGCCUGGUCCUCUCUGUGGCGGGCGUCCUGGGCAGGAGUGUCAGUCACGUGCUGCGGAGAACAGGUUUUGGAGAAGGAGAGGUCAGACCGUGGGGAGAGCCUUGCUUACUCCGUGAUGAUCUGGGGCACACAUGUGGUUCUCCCACGUCUGCUCGCAUCAGACGCUUUUUUGCUGUGGAACCAUCACGUUUCUGCACAACCAUCUGGAUAAGGCAUAUGGUCAAUGCCAUCUGGAGAAUUUUCCGCCCUCACUCCCAAGUGGUGAUUUAUCUGGUGAUAGAAUUUUAUCCUAGGGCACCUGCAGUUUUCGCUCCGCACUUUGAAAAUACUAACUUACUGUCUUCUUACAUCUGUGGCUGCCGAGGAGAUGUCCUCUGCGGGUCUAAACAUCACUCCUCCAUAGGCAAGCUUUAUUUUUUAAUUCUGAGAACUUUCAAAGCUUCCCCUGCCCUUGUCCUUGGCUUUCUGAAGUCUCACUUCUAUGAGUUUCAAUGUGGACUUAUCUUCACGUGAGGAAAUUUUCCAUCAGAAAGAGAAGUCUGAAAUGUUUCGUCAUUUCUAGAAAAUUCCCAGCUCUUUUCUCCUUCAGAAGGAUUUCUUCUGAAACUCUUCACGUCCUCUGGUGAAGUUUCUUGAGUUACUCUUCACGUCUCUUCAUUUUUAUGUUGAUCUUUUAAUAUAAUUGUCUCUCUAGGUUUUAUUUUGGGGAAUUCCUCACUGCUCUUUCCCAGUUAACUUUUUUUCAUAGUAAGACUAGAAUGUUCUACUCGCUGAAGUAUGUUUUUUGUUGUCUCUGCUUUUUAUCCUGAAUAUUUCCGGUCAUUUCACAUUUCCCGUUGUUCUAUUUCUGCUUUUCUUCAUGGACAGUUUAUUAUAGUUUAACAGAUCUUAUCGUACUAUUUAUGUCUUUGGGGAUCUUACACAUCGUCAUUUCAAAGUCCUUUUUACGUGUGCUUUGUUAUCUCCACUUUAACUGUGCUGAUAUCAUCCGUGCUGCUUUUGCAGGUUGGCUUUUCCCGUGUCAUUUUCUUCCUGCAUUUUUGAACUUUGUAGGUUCACGCUGAAUGACAGAUUCCUCCCCCCCCCCCAUUUCUCUGCAUUCACCUUUACCUCUCCCUGUCUAGUAGUCUGUGGCUUCUUUAACCAGGCCUAUCAGCAUCCCCAGGGCUGGGCCAGGAUUUCUAGAGCUGUUUGGGGAACCACACCCCUUGGUGACCCUGGGGCUGUUGCAGGUUCACUCAUGAACCUGGGGGUGGCUUGGCUCAGCCAGUUGUCAUGGGGUUUUCAGAUGUGCCCAGGUCACCAUCUUGCAGGGAAGCCUUGAUCUCACGCUUUAGCUUGACUUUGCCUUUUAUUUUCCUUCUUAAAUGGUUUCUAUAUUGUUGCUGUUUGUUCAGAUGGGGAGGGAGUGGCCCCCAAGAAAUGAACUUCCAUUUCUGUAGUAAUUAUAAGGCCUCGUGUUUGUCACUAGAAGAUCAGAAACAAUGUCCUGUUUUGUUUUAAUUUCUGAGUUACAUUUGUAACUCGGGUCAAUUUCAGUCCUAUAGGACCCUUUGGCAAGAAUCAGGAGAACAGAAAGAGGUGGUGGGGUUUUGGGGUGGACCGGAGUGUUACUAUAGUGAUGAAUCAAGAGUCAUACCGAUCUAGAAUUAAAUACUGAGUUUCUCUGUAAUGGUAGAAACAAAUGCUUUAAUCUCUUUGAGCCUUACUUUCCCCACCUAUAAAAUUGGAAAAAAGUUUCAACAUUUUUGAGUUUUAUGAGGACUAAAUAAAGUGUGUAUGUAGUAUGUACCACAGCGCCUGGCUCUGUACCUUGAAAGAUGGUAAUAAAAAACCCACUUCAGAUGCUUAAA